AUGGGUGGCAUGCGUCUCCCCCGCCCAACGGGCAUCUAUGUCCCCAAUUCACCAAAAACCCUCACCAACGAUAUGAUCUCUCCACCACUCUCCCCAGAAUUCAGCUUCGACUCCGAGACCGUCACACCCACUCUAGUCCCAGCUCUGGAAUAUAUCUCCAGUAAACUCCAACAAAGAAUGAUGCAUGUCACCCUCCUCAUCGGCCGCGGAAAGCCCUACCCGACCGGUCAGCCAUCCGACCUAAUGAUCAUCCCUAUCCACACAAUCGAGCCACAAGCAUGGCGAGUACUUGAACGCGCCAUUGCCAAAGGCUCGAAAAAGUUCUCACUCGGCCCCAGCUGGACGGACGCCAUCGGCCGCAGCCAGUAUGAGCGUCAGGCAAACGGUCAUCUCGUCAAUCAAUCCAUCCUCCAGAACGAAGUCAUCUUCAGUCAGGAGGGUCUAACUCUCCUGAACAUGGACCGUAUCUAUACCUUCAAGCGCCGCAUGUGUAUCCUCUCUGCCCGCCCCUUCUCGCGCAACGCCGAACAAUCAAUGUCAUCCUGCGUACGGCUACUCCACCGCAUCGUCGCAGAUUUCUCCGGUCGCCCCUUCAGCAAAGCUUUCUUCCACCGCGUCUAUGAGCAGCUUGAUGUAACAGACGAGCAGCUCACUGCCGUCGCAGUCGCGUACAAGAAUGUCCACAACCAGGAUGCUAUCAUCCUUCCCGUCCAGCCUCCCGCUCCAGCUGCAGCUCCAACCCCAGCUCCUGCGCCAGCGCCAGUUCCGCCCAAAGUCGAGGCCGUUGUUCCAGCGAAAGCUAGAGCAAAGGCCCAGGCUAAAGUACAGCCAAAGGUUCAAGCGAAAGCCCAGCCCAAAGCUGAGCGCGUCAUUUUGAAGCCCAAGGCUGAUCCCAUUCCUAUCCGGGUGAAGGCGGAACGCCCUCGUGAAGUGAAGAGAUCGCCCAUCCAGACUGUGCGCGGUCGAAGACACCCUCCGCUGUCGAUGCGAGGGCACAAUAAGCGCGGGCCCAAGACGCCUCUUUCUGCGUCGGAUGUUACCCCAAUCACGCGGAAUGAGUGGAAUAUUGUAAGCCAGGAUAUUCGCAUGCAACCUAGGGUUACUAAGUGGACUCCGUCGCCGACCGUGCUGGCCGCUGCUUGA
Molecule: messenger RNA, 1143 nt
Organism: Penicillium egyptiacum
Lineage: Eukaryota; Fungi; Ascomycota; Eurotiomycetes; Eurotiales; Aspergillaceae
Source: the annotation of a GenBank genome assembly